AUGUCCCUCAAAUCCUUCGACCCAGACGCCUUCAUGGCCGCUUGGUCCGAUGAAAAGUACUCCCCCCUCCACACGAACAAGACGCUCUACCAAUGUCUCUGCGAGUCCUUCGGCAUCGACCCCAAAGAUACUUAUGUCUACCGGGCCAUGGCUGAGACGACGUUGUUGCAUAUGCAGCGGGCAAUUGCGGCGGGGGGACAGAAUAAGAUGCUUGAUUGGUAUCAUGAUAGUGAGGGGGAGUUGCUAACACCACCCCACCCUACCCCCUCCGAAAUAACUGCCUACACCAACAUCUUCGCCCCAACAGCCUCCCUUCCCUCAUCCCUCCGCUCCUACACCCACAACGCCAAACCAGGAACUCUCCGCCACCUCGUCGGAACGCACCUACUCUCGCACCUCCACCUACCCUCUUCCUCCCCCUCCUCCACCACAACCACAACCACAACCACGCCGCCCCCAGCCCUCCUCCCCAAAGCCCGACCCACCCGGCAUCACAAAAACCCCUACCUCUCCCUCUGGACCUACACCUGCCACGCCCUGCAAUGGUGCGGCCCGCACCUCAACACGGCCAAAACGCGGUUCAGCCACCACAUCCUCCCCGUCUUCUACCACCACUUUGGCUGCGUCGUUCCCUCCUACGCAGCGCUGCACACGCUGGCGAAACUCAGCCUUCCCGCGCGCCCGUCAAAAGAGGCCGUGCGACCAAUCCUCGACAUCGGGUCUGGAAACGGGUAUUGGUCGUAUAUGCUACGGACGUUUGAUAUCAGUGGGUUGACAGGCGGGGGUAGUGUGUCGAAGAACUUGGAUGUUAGAGCUGUGGAUAGUAUGGCGAGUGAGUAUCGGGUUUAUUGGGUUAGUGAUACGGUUGUUAGUGAUGGGGUUAGGUAUUUGAAGGAGAAUGAGGGGGGCAAGGGGUGUGUGCUUUUGCUUGUUUAUCCGCAGGCGACGACGGAUUUCACGGGGCCGGUGAUGAGGGCGUUUGAGGGUGAUACGGUUGUCGUGGCGGGGACGCAGUGUGGGAAUGGGUUUACGGGGUUUACGGAUGUAGUGGUUGAUGCUUGGGUGGAGAGGCAUUUACCCGCUUUUGAGAUGGUGUUGAAGAUGCCGUUGCCGAGUUUUGCGGGCAAGGACGAUGCUUUGUUUGUGUUUCAGAGGAAGUAG
This is a messenger RNA of Pyrenophora tritici-repentis Pt-1C-BFP, 1161 nucleotides long. NCBI's taxonomy places the organism in Eukaryota, Fungi, Ascomycota, Dothideomycetes, Pleosporales, Pleosporaceae. The record is from RefSeq and is a predicted model, not a curated record.